AUGGCUUCAAAAUCCUCACUCAUUCUCUGUGUUCUUGCAAUCUGGACCCUUGAUUUAGCUCAAGGUGGUUCAUCAACUCAUCAUCAAGCUCCAACACCAUCAUUGGACUGCACAAACCUUGUCUUAACAAUGGCUGAUUGUUUGUCUUUUGUAACAAACGGUAGCACAACAACAAAACCAGAAGGUAACUGCUGUUCUGGUUUGAAAUCUGUGCUCAAAACUGCUCCUUCUUGCCUCUGUGAGGCGUUCAAGAGUAGUGCUCAGUUUGGUGUUGUCUUGAAUGUCACCAAAGCUACCUCUCUUCCUGCUGCAUGCAAAAUUUCUGCUCCUUCUGCUACUAAAUGUGGAUUGUCUGAAACUCCUACUUCCGCACCUGCGGUUGCUCCUGUUGGAGGACUCUCUCCACAAUCAUCUGCAACAUCUCCGACAUCUUCUGGUUCAUCAUCUUCGACUUUGAAUGGUCCUGGAAAUGAGUUAUCUCCAGCACCAACACCAUCUCUAGGGAGCACAGCAUCAGAGCUAUUCCCAAUUUCAAUGAGAUCCUCACUUGUUUGCCUAUUGGUGGCUAUAAUAUCACUUUUUUAA
Messenger RNA from Lathyrus sativus (Indian pea), 585 nucleotides. Lineage: Eukaryota; Viridiplantae; Streptophyta; Magnoliopsida; Fabales; Fabaceae. The record is from the annotation of a GenBank genome assembly.